Anastrepha obliqua is the source of this 4608-nucleotide messenger RNA. It is a transcript of the gene Tm1, whose product is annotated as tropomyosin-1, isoforms 9A/A/B. The transcript is spliced from 8 exons. Gene Ontology annotation, cellular component: actin filament. The record is from RefSeq and is a predicted model, not a curated record. Bases 630 to 3242 code for a protein of 870 amino acids. Gene Ontology annotation, molecular function: actin filament binding. NCBI's taxonomy places the organism in Eukaryota, Metazoa, Arthropoda, Insecta, Diptera, Tephritidae. Gene Ontology annotation, biological process: actin filament organization; muscle contraction.
GAAGAAAACAUUUACGAUAAUAAUUAUUGUACAAAAACUACUUAAAUAGCAUGAUUGUGCAAAAUACGAGUAUGCUGUGUUGAAUUGUAACGGGCCCUUACUGAACGGCGCACAGUACAGCAGGUACUGGAAUAGUGCGAUAAAGAGAAAGUGCAUAAUUGCUUCAAUCUUGAAAUGAAAAGCAUAAACAAUUAAAUUUAAAUCAAAACAAAAUAUUUAUACGCAGGAACCAGAGUACUAGCAUAAACAAGACAAAGCUGGAGCAAAACAAAUAUUAAGAGUGAUAACUUCAUCUAAUGAGGCCCUUAAAAGUAUUGAUUACAAGCAAGUAGGCGAGUAGAUAACACAUACUAACUAAUGUGUAAACUAAAAAUGAUAUAAAUCGUUGACAUUCAAAAUAAGUAAAUAUUCAGAGCAGCUUGAGGGUAAAUAAACUACAGUGAAACGUAAUAAGCUGCAAGAUUAAUUAUAACUGUACAAGGAAUACCACGGGAAUUGCUAACAUAUACAUAAUUAACAAUUUCAUCGAUUUAGCGUUCACUGGAUUUUCAUGAAAAAGUAAAAUUAAUUAAUUUGCCUGACAUUUUUGUGCGCGAAUUUAAAAAAAUUCAACCCUGAGCAAACUCAUUAUGAUUCAGAGAACACUGUGCGAUCAUACAACAAAUACAAACGCAUGGCAAAUUGUUAGUUACAAUAAAAAAGCUCAAAUAAAAAACCUUCACAAGGCGAAAGGUGGAGGUGGUGGAAAUACCGACAAAUCAAAUGCGCAAAUUAAAAAUAUAACGUUAAAUAAGAAUUCGCUCCCAAAAAAAGAACCCUCAACGACUGUUUUGCUUUUGAGAGCAACAGCGGCGAGUAGGCGAAAGAUCUCAAGGACGAACACAUCAACAAGUUCGACACAGAAUUUGACGCCUUGUGUUACCUCAGCAGUUAAGCAGAAAAGACCCACUGUUGCCAAAACAAAAACAAUCGCACUCGAAGUUGGCAAAGUACCAACUCAGCAGCAAGAAAAUUUGCAGCAUCAACAACAGCAACACGUUUAUAGACAACAGUCACCCUUGUUGCAUGUUCGGCGUAGGCGUGCAAAUCAAGAAAUCAGACAAAUUAAACGUGCACACCGACAUCUUUUGACUAGUGGUGGUUGUGACUGGCAGCGCCAUCAAGCGACCACUAGUUCGCCUGCAGGUGCGGCAACCUUACGCAAACAACAAAACGUCAACUGUCAAACGAAGUCAACCAAAACUUGUCAUAGUCACACAAACAGCUGUGACUGCUCAGUAACAAAGAAGAAACAUCAAAAGUGUCAGCAGUCGCAACAACAAAAACAGCAACAGCUGCAACACCAACAGAAGAGAAAAUUGCAAAAUUCGGCGAAAAAUGCCCAUAGUGGCGGAGGAGCAGGUAGUAAAAGUAACAGAAAAAUAAAUCAGCCGAAAGGAACGGCGACAAACAAAUCUAUAACCACUUAUGCAGAGUCUGUUAUUUCAUCACGUUGGGACUCUAUUGAGGAACAAUUAAAUUAUUUGGAGAAACUUCUGUACUGCUGUGAUGACGAGGAAGAUGUUUGCAGUGUUUGGAAUUGUAAUAUAAGCAAAGCAUACGAUUGCAACGGUGAGCGCAAAAGGUCAGUAGAAUUUUACUACGACGGUGAUUACGACGUCGACGACGACUACGAGAGUGACUGGAGUAUUGUGUGGAGCGAAUCAGACAUGUCAACUGAAGCUAAAGAUGUCGAAGAUGUGGACGUGCAGUCCACUACAAGUGGCGCCGGAUCUGCAUCCACGAGAACAUCACCUGUAGUACCUACCUCACUAAAACGACGCGGACAUCAGCAUCACCCACGUUUCUCAGGAACCCGCCGUCCUAAUAUUCCCAAUGUACAAGAAAUACUCGCUGCCCUUUAUCGCGGUGAUUCACAAAGUGUACUCACCAAUUUACGUCAAGUAGCCCAAGCUGUUGAAGAAGAGAGUGCUACUGGUAUCGGUGCUGGAGCGUGUAGUGAUGUGGAGACUAUUUCCUCCACAAUGGGAGACUCACAAUAUACAGAUGAGCCAGAAGAAGAAUUGGAUUUGCAACUUACAAAACCUUCAAUGCUCAAUUUGCAACUAACUGAUUCAGUAACCACCUCAAUGGGCAGUAACAGCCCAACACCCACGGAUGACAGUAGUAUGGUGGAUGAAGGUGUGGUAAGCGCACAAACGCCCACCAGCACUACCACAGCUGAGAGUGUAACACCGAAAUCAAAUAAAAGUAGAUCCAAACGUGAUAAAACGGAAAAGUCAGAACGAUCGGAGAAGAAAAAGAAAAAGAAGGAUAAAAGUAAACGCGCUUCCACUUGUUUUGAUGCAGAAGGUAAUAUGACAAGUUCAGGUGAUGCUAAUGCAGCCGCUGAUGAAGGCAUUGCUAUUGAUGAUGAGGAUGUGCAAGCAGCUGAAUGGGCGAAAUUGCGAUGUACCAGCGAAGCUGCUGAAAUCGUAGCGGAACGAGAGGCGCGACGCAAUAAAGGUCGAUGUGCAGACUACCCCGGUCUUGCGUUUGGACGCUCCAUUUUUAGCUCUGAUACUAUGAUGAAGUUCAACAUCAUACGCAACGAAUUGCAUAACAUCAUGAAAACGCAGCUUAAAAGGGCCGAAUCAGAAGUAGCUGCAUUGAACCGUCGCAUUCAAUUGCUCGAAGAAGACUUGGAACGUUCAGAGGAACGUUUGGGAUCAGCCACAGCCAAGCUUUCCGAAGCUUCUCAAGCUGCCGAUGAGAGCGAACGGAUACGAAAAGCUCUCGAAAAUCGUACAAAUAUGGAAGACGACAGAGUAGCUAUUUUGGAAACUCAAUUAGCGCAAGCAAAAUUAAUUGCCGAAGAGGCUGAUAAAAAAUAUGAAGAGGUCGCUAGAAAGUUAGUCCUCAUGGAACAGGAUCUGGAACGUUCCGAGGAAAAAGUUGAAUUAAGCGAAAGCAAAAUUGUGGAACUUGAGGAAGAACUCCGUGUUGUUGGUAACAACUUGAAAUCCCUUGAAGUUUCGGAAGAGAAGGCCAACCAACGUGAGGAAGAAUACAAGAACCAAAUCAAGACCUUGAACACCCGUCUAAAGGAGGCUGAAGCCCGUGCUGAAUUCGCUGAACGUUCCGUUCAAAAAUUGCAGAAGGAAGUCGACAGGCUCGAAGAUGAUCUAAUGAACGAGCGCAAUAAGAACAAACUGCUGCAGGAAGAAAUGGAAGCCACUCUGCAUGAUAUUCAAAAUAUGUGAAUACCACUUACUACACCUACGCCACUGCCACUCCCACUCGCUCGAUUGUGGCCUCCUCCUAAACAUGUAUACAUACAUGCAAACAUAAAUACUUACAUACACACUAUUUUACUACGAUUACAAUGAAAGAACUACAUUAAACAACACCAACAACAACAACUUCGUAACAAAUACAAAAGUAUGCAAGAAUAUAGUAGAUAGUGCCUUUGCUGCCUAUGAACGAGGUGCCUAUGGUCCUCCUGAUGUCGAGUCAGCGGAGUGGGUAUCCUUCCAUAAUGUUAAAAUAAUUAAAAAUAAUUCAAGUUAUUUAAAGCAUUUUGUUGCAAAGCGAAUCGUGCAGUGAAACUCUAACUAGAGCUACAACAGCAACAGCAAAUGAUGUAAACAAAAAAAAAAACAAAAACAACAAAUCGCUAAAACGAAAUAUUUUUAUUUAUUUUUAAAAGCGACAACAAACAAAACAAAAACACAAAUAUUUCCACUAAUAUUCAUUUUUAAAUUAUGAGUGAAAGAAACAUUCUUAAAGAAAAAACAAAUAACUAUAUAAAUUUAUUAAAAAAAGCGAUUGAAACAUAAUACUAAUUUGUAACUUUACGUUUGCAUUUUUGAACAUUCCAAUUAUUGAGAAAAAACCCAUUUUAUAUACACAUUGUCUUAGAAUAACUUUCUCACUUCAAAGAGUGCUAAAACUAUUACGAAAUAUAGUAUACAAAGCAAUUCUUUUUUAUAAUUUUCCUGACAUCAAUAUCGAAAUUGUCCUUUCGUUGCAAUAUAAUAUAUGGUACAUAUCUUCAUAUGCUUUUCUUUUGUUUAUAAAGUGUUUUAAUUUCAGUUUUAUAUUUUAUUUUUAAUUUAUUUUACUCGUAUACUUCCUGAUUGUUGCGUUUGUUGCUAAUAAAUUACAUAACUAAAAAAGUUUAAAAUUAAAAAAUAUUUGUAUUAAUAUAACAUUGCAACAAUUGCACUGUUGCAUUGAACGCGAAGAUAUUAAUUUAUAAUUUUAUUUUAAUUUAGUUAUUUUAUUUUAUUUUGAAUUUUGUGCGCUUGUAUGUAAUUUUCUGUUUAAUGCUAUUUACUUGAUUAUUGUAAAGUAAGAGACAUCUGCAAAAAAAAAAGGAAAAAGAUUUAACUCUCAAGCGUUUUAUGUGUAAUAUCUGUUUAAUUUUUAAGAAUUUUCCUACUGCCUUUAUCCCCACUAUCCUGUCUUUCAAACUCCACUUCCUAUUAUCCACUCACAGACAACAAUAAAAUUAGUAACAAAUUGUAAACAAACAAAGAAACCAGAAAACAAAUUGACUUUGCUGUUGUUUAAAUUAAAACAAUUUUAAAACUCAUUUCUUAGUCUCCAGUAAAUGUAAAAAAAUGA